Molecule: messenger RNA, 2556 nt
Organism: Ostrea edulis (European flat oyster)
Lineage: Eukaryota; Metazoa; Mollusca; Bivalvia; Ostreida; Ostreidae
Product: tripartite motif-containing protein 45-like
Exons: 2
Coding region: 158-1825 (555 amino acids)
Biological process (GO): proteasome-mediated ubiquitin-dependent protein catabolic process; protein polyubiquitination
Molecular function (GO): ubiquitin protein ligase activity; zinc ion binding; protein binding
Source: RefSeq, a predicted model, not a curated record
AAAACAAACAUUAAAACUAUUCAAACAAGAAUAAUGUGCACAGGCUGACAAGCCGCACAGGUAAUUUAAACACAUGGCUAGACUGAAGGGCGAAAUAACAGGGAGGCCAUGUUGGAUUUUCUGUAAACUACAUGUGUGAACCAACCCGACACCAGAAAUGCUGCACCCCUGGAGAAGUGCCCAAGAAGUCCUGCUGUGUGACCUCUGUGAAACUGUCCCCCUACAGAGUCACUGUGAAGUUUGUAAUAUAAAUCUCUGUGUUAACUGUGUAGGAAAACAUAUCUCAGAUUCCUCUAAAAGACACAAUGUCUUGCCAUUUUUAAGCAGGAAGUCUACUCCAAACAACUCAAAAUGUCCGAAAGACGCCGAUGAACACUAUGAACAUUGCGGUGAGAAAUGUGACAUUCCUGUCUACUCUGCCUGGGUCAUAUUUGGUAAACACAAAGGUCACAAUAUAACAGGUAUUCUGGAAAAACACAACGCUAAAAUUCAAAGUUUACAAUACGAUUUGGAAGAACUUGAGACCAGAAUUUAUCCCCGAUAUGAAGAAAUGGCGUCCGAUGUCCAAACUGAGAAAGUAGAGUUAGAAACAAAAUACGGGAAACUGACCACAUCCGCUGACCAACAAGGAGAAAUCUGGCAUCGAGAGAUCACUGCCGUUGUCAACCGACGGAAAUUUGACAUUCAGGAGAUGAAAAACCAACACCUAUCUACCCUGAAUAAAAAUACAGAAGAAAUCACACAGAAAAUGGCGGAACUCAAACAGAUCAUGUCCGACUUGAAAUCAAUCCUAAAAUCAAACGACGUCUCCUUAACCUCUACUUACAAAUCUAGGAAUUCCGAAUUUAGAACAUUACCGCCUAAAGUCAGAGUUACAUUACCAAUUUUUUCUGCUCAGAAAAUAAACAAAGAUCAGCUCAAUGAAAUGUUUGGUUCUCUGUCGCCAUUAUCCAUUAACACAGAACAUGGCGACACAAUGAAGUCAGCAGAAUCUGCAUCGUCUCCUCCAGUCAAACCACUGCUUGAUGAGCCGCGCCUCACCGCCGCCAUAGACACUGGGUAUAAAUAUCUAUCCAGUGUUUGCUGUUCCAGUGACGAAGAAGUCUGGACACGUGGGAAUAAAGAAACCAUGAAGCUCCUCAACCUCCAGAGUAAACUACUGACAUCAAUACAAACCGAGUCAAGGGAAACACCGUACGACAUAGCAGUGACACGGGACGGAGAUCUUGUUUACACUGAUUGUGAAAAUAAAACUGUAAACCUAGUGAAGAAUAAACAGAUACAGACCAUGAUCACACUUCAGGGGUGGGAUCCUCUCAAUAUCUGCAACACCGCCACUGAUGAUCUCCUGGUUACCAUGAUAAAUGACAAUAGAGAAGAAUCCAAAGUUGUGCGUUACUCUAACUCCACAGUGCAACAAACCAUUCAGUUUGAUGAUCAGGGUCGUCCUCUCUAUUCAUAUCAUCAUGACAAUAAGUAUAUCAGUGAAAACAGGAAUCUGGAUAUUUGUGUGGCUGACCGUUGGUCUAGUGCAGUAGUGGUGGUCAAUCAGUCAGGAAAACUCCGAUUUAGAUACACUGGUCAUCUUUUCAAUGAAGACGCAUCAUUUGAUCCAGUCGGCCUCACUACAGACAGCCAGAGUCACAUCCUGACAGCAGACUUUAGAAAUCACCGUAUCCACAUCCUAGAUCAGGACGGACAGUUCCUCCGUUACAUUCAGAACUGUUAUUUAGAAUUUCCAUACGGUUUAUGCCUGGACAUCAGAGAUAACCUUUUUGUGGCUGAGCGUGACACUGCUAAAGUGAAGAAAAUCCAAUAUUUAUAAAUUUAGUGUUGAUUACACAUAAAAAAAGAGUGCUUUAUAUCUUUGAAUUGAUUACAUCUUUUACUUACAGCCCUGUGUACAUUACAUCCCUGUGUACAUUACAGUCCUGUGUACAUUACAGCCCCGUGUUAAUUAUAGUCCUGUGUACAUUACAUCCCUGUGUACAUUACAGUCCUGUGUACAUUACAGCCCUGUGUACAUUACAGCCCCGUGUUCAUCACAGCUCUGUGUUAAUUAUAGUCCUGUGUACAUUACAGUUCUGUGCACAUUACAGCCCUGUGUACAUUACAGCCCCGUGUACAUCACAGUCCUAUGUACAUUACAGCCCCGUGUUCAUCACAGCUCUGUGUUAAUUAUAGUCCUGUGUACAUUACAGUUCUAUGCACAUUACAGCCCUGUGUACAUUACAGCCCUGUAUACAUUACAGCCCCGUGUUCAUCACAGCUCUGUGUACAUUACAGUUCUGUGUACAUUACAGCCCUGUGUACAUUACAGCCCUGUGUACAUUACAUCCCUGUAUACGUUACAGUUUCAGUUUGUGAUGUGUAAUUAACAUGUACUUGUGUUUAUGAGUUUUAGUCUCUCACUGCUGUUUAGUAUUUAUAUCUUACAAUACUUGUUAUUAUGUUAUGUUGAACGUGAUUAUGUUUAGUGGAACAUUAUUAAUGUUAGUUUACUAAUUACUAAUCAUUCAUCUACAUGUAUCUAUAUACAAUCUUUUGUGGACUUAU